Molecule: messenger RNA, 219 nt
Organism: Cooperia oncophora
Lineage: Eukaryota; Metazoa; Nematoda; Chromadorea; Rhabditida; Trichostrongylidae
Source: the annotation of a GenBank genome assembly
AUGGUGGACACUGUUUAUUACUUGGACGAAGGUUCGAAGGGAUCCUCAACAGGUUUUGCUGGAUUCGUUACCGCUGGAACGAAUAAACUAAUAACUGUUUCGGAUUCGGCUCUGGAACUGGCUAAACGUCGUUUGAACGCUACGCUAGAAGACGCUCCCCAAAGUGAGUGGUCCGUAUCCACUUUGGAUCUUCGCCGUCGGUCCACGGCAGUUCCGUAG